AUGAAGGUCUCCGCAGCGCUCCUGGGCCUGCUGCUCCUGGCUGCUGCCUUCAGCCCCCAGGGCCUCGCUCAGCCAGAUGCCCUCAAUGCCCCGGCCACUUGCUGCUUCACGUUUAGCAGUAGGAAGAUCCCCUUGCAGAGGCUGAAGAGCUAUUACAUCACCAACAGCCAGUGUCAACAGAAGGCUGUCAUCUUCAGAACCAAACUGAACAAGGAGGUCUGUGCCGACGUGAAGGAGAAGUGGGUCCAGAGUUAUGUGAAACACCUGGAACAAAAACCCACGCUCUGA
Molecule: messenger RNA, 288 nt
Organism: Propithecus coquereli (Coquerel's sifaka)
Lineage: Eukaryota; Metazoa; Chordata; Mammalia; Primates; Indriidae
Gene: CCL13
Product: chemokine (C-C motif) ligand 13
Exons: 3
Coding region: 1-288 (95 amino acids)
Biological process (GO): positive regulation of ERK1 and ERK2 cascade; cellular response to interleukin-1; cellular response to type II interferon
Cellular component (GO): extracellular region
Molecular function (GO): chemokine activity; CCR chemokine receptor binding
Source: RefSeq, a predicted model, not a curated record